Messenger RNA from Diutina rugosa, 315 nucleotides. RefSeq lists its product as uncharacterized. The record is from RefSeq and is a predicted model, not a curated record. The transcript has a single exon. Bases 1 to 315 code for a protein of 104 amino acids. Lineage: Eukaryota; Fungi; Ascomycota; Pichiomycetes; Serinales; Debaryomycetaceae.
AUGAGCACCACGGGCGUUCUUGAUCAAAUUCUCCUUGAAGAUAUCCUGCGGUGGUGUCCGGCUCAAUUUCUCGAGUUUCACAAGUGCAUGCUGAAGCCCGACACCAACUGCGAUCUCCAGCAAAUGGCGUUGGCCAAGUGCAUCAAAAGCGAGGUCCCGCUGAUGCAGCGGAUCCAGCUGGUGUGUGCCGGCAAGCUCCAGGCCUACGACGCCUGUUUGAGAAUGCACAACUCCCGCGUGGACUCGUGCAAGCACGAAUUGGCCCAGUUGAGAGAGUGUGCCUUCGGCGAGGUCGACCCCAGCAAGAAGAAGUAA